UUUUGUAGGAUAAAUGUGCGGUAAUUGUAGUGAUGGGUGUGUAUAAAGAAUUUCCUCUUACACUGCUAGAUAACGAAAGAACGCUUGGGUUUACCAGGUCGUUUGUGCUCGAGUUAUUUGAUGACCAAAGUAGAGCUGUGAUCACAAACGAACAAUUGCACGUAUAUAACGCGUUGAGCUAUCAGGAAAGGAACGCGUUCCAAGACCCGAGGGUCCAUACAGAAGUCCUCAUUCCGCAGGAAAGCGUUUUAAAAGCACAGAAUGAGGCCGAACAUGAAGAGCUUGUCUUCACAUUGGGGCAAAUUACAAAACUAAAAGUCGAUUGGUCUAGAAAAUGUUUAGAAGAAUGCAAUUAUGUCUUGAAAGAAGCUAUUGAACUCUUUGUAGAUCUGUACAAAGCAGAUAAGUUUCCUAAACACGCAUUUGUAGAUUAAUAUUUUUUAUCGAAUAAUACUUUUUUCUGUCUUGUAUAUGUGUAUAUUGUAUGUUGUGAACGAUGAGAAGCUUGUGAAAAGGGAAAUAAAAUACUAAAGGUUCUGGUAAUGUGAAUUUGUGAGUUAUUAGUAACGCGUUUUGGGCUAUUCUGGUGCCAUACUCUAAUAGGAAAAUGUUGCUGUAUACUGUGUUUUUCAUAGUUUUCUUUGCAUAUGUUUGUCACUGUUUUCCGCAUACCUCUACAUAUACGCUGCCAGAUGUUUAUGGUCCACCAGAUACAGAUUCGAAUCAACCACCAGAACAAAUUUUAGAACCUUUGGGAAAAUUAGGAGACGCAGUCGAUGCAAAGAUUGAUCAAGCUGUAAACGCAAAAGCUGUAAAUUUUGUAACUCCGUUUCCUCCUUCUGGACGAAAGAGUCCUGUGCUGGAAUCCUCUGCGAAAGAGUCCAUACCUAUUCAAGCCGAUAUUAAAUAUGGAAAUUUGCAACAGUUUGUUGCUGGUUUACUGAAUCCUAAGCCAUUACUCGAUAACAUACAAGAACACGAAAAGUAUGGAAAUGAUGGCGGAAAAGGAAGAGCUGUCGGGACAUUUUUAGUGGGUGCAUUUGAAGGUUUUUCCAAUGCCAUUAAUGCCGCCGUUGAUGUGCCAUUUAAAACAGCUAAGACGAUUGGUAAGAAACUCACUAAUUCUCUAAACCAAAUAGGAGGCAAACUUGUUGGAUUAGCAUGACAGUAUUAUGUUGUUAGAUAUUAUAAGUAUUAUAUAAAGUUUGUUGAAUAUU
Molecule: messenger RNA, 1217 nt
Organism: Sitophilus oryzae (rice weevil)
Lineage: Eukaryota; Metazoa; Arthropoda; Insecta; Coleoptera; Curculionidae
Exons: 6
Coding region: 608-1165 (185 amino acids)
Source: RefSeq, a predicted model, not a curated record